This is a messenger RNA of Entelurus aequoreus (snake pipefish), 2262 nucleotides long. RefSeq names its product zinc finger protein OZF-like. NCBI's taxonomy places the organism in Eukaryota, Metazoa, Chordata, Actinopteri, Syngnathiformes, Syngnathidae. The coding region runs from base 180 to 1625 and encodes 481 amino acids. The record is from RefSeq and is a predicted model, not a curated record. Gene Ontology annotation, molecular function: RNA polymerase II cis-regulatory region sequence-specific DNA binding; DNA-binding transcription factor activity, RNA polymerase II-specific. The transcript is spliced from 2 exons. Gene Ontology annotation, biological process: regulation of transcription by RNA polymerase II.
CAAAAAGACGAAGACCGCAUGCUAUGGUUGUUCGGAGAUUCUUCGAAUUCACGAUCUUAAAGUCAUAUGAUUCACAGCAAAUAUAGCAACAAAUAUCUCAAUUGGUAUUUUCCAAAGCCACGAAACAUGCAUUGAGUUUGGAGCGAUAUCUGAAGUGAAGAUUGAAGACGUGAUAGAAGAUGGACGACUACUGCUAUGCUAAGAUGGCGACGUCCGCUAAAAGAGAACAUGAAAGAGAAUCAGCGCCACCAACUUCCAGCAAAUCACCAACGGAGAUAAAGACGAAAGAUGAAGACGUCCAGCAGCUGAUCAGUAAUCCAGAAGAAGUUUCCCCUCAGUUAGGGGGGAGCUCCACUUUGAAGCAGGAGACUCCACAACCACCCUGCAUUAAAAAGGAAGAGGAGGAACUCUGCAUCACUCAGGAGGGAGAGUGUCUUCUAGGACGAGAGGAAGCUGAUUACACCAAGUUUCCACUGAGUAUUCUCUCUGUGAAGACUGAAGAUGAUGAAGAGAAACCACAAGUAGACAACCUCUUAGCUCCACUAUCAGAUAGUGACACUGAAGAUGAUGUUGAAGAACCUUUAAGCAGCGAUACAGACUGUGAAGGUGAUAUGAGGACUCACAUUGACAACAAACACUCUGAAUGCUCUUCAAAGAAGAGAGGUAAAACAUGUUUGAGCUGCUCAGUUUGUGCUGAAUUUUUUACUAAAAGGAGUCUCUUGACUCAACACAUGAGAACACACACAGGUGAAAAAACAUGUAAGUGUUCAGUUUGUGGCAAAAGCUUUUCUGUUAAGAGAAGUUUGACUCAACACAUGAGAACACACACGGGAGAAAAACCUUUUAACUGUUCAGUUUGUGGCAAAAGCUUGACUCGAAAUAGCCAUUUGACUCAACACAUGAGAACACACACAGGUGAAAAACCAUUUAACUGUUCGAUUUGUGGUGAAAACUAUUCUGUUAAGAGGAAUUUGACUGAACACAUGACAACACACACAGGAAAAAAAACAUUUAAUUGUUCAGUUUGUGGCAAAAGUUAUUCUAUUAAGAGGAGUUUCACUGAACACAUGAGAACGCACACAGGCGAAAAACCAUUUAAUUGUUUAAUUUGUGGAAAAAGUCUUUCUGUUAAGAGGAAUUUGACUGAACACAUGAGAAAACAUACAGGAGAAAAGACAUUUAGUUGUUCCGUUUGUGGCAAAAGGUUUUUUGGUAAUAGUAGUUUGACUCAACACAUGAGAACACACACAGGAGAAAAACCUUUUAACUGUUCAGUUUGUGACAAAAACUUUUCUCGAAGUAGCCAUUUGACUCAACACAUGAGAACACACACAGGAGAAAAACCAUUUAACUGUUCGAUUUGUGGUCGAAAUUAUUCUGUUAAGAGGAAUUUGACGGAACACAUGACAACACACACAGGAGAAAAACCAUUGAAUUGUUCAGUUUGUGGCAAAAGCUAUUCUAUUAAGAGGAGUUUGACUGAACACAUGAGAACGCACACAGGAGAAAAACCAUUUACUUGUUUAAUUUGUGGCAAAAGCUUUUCUGUUAAGAGGAAUUUGACUGAACACAUGAGAACACACACUGGACUAAGUACCAAAACAGCUCUUCGUGUCGACACAUGAGAACACACAAAGGAGAAAAAACAUUUAGUUGUUCAGUGUGCUGCAAAAGGUUCCCACAUAAUGCAGUCCCCGUAAAACACAUGAGAACACACAAGCGAAAAUAACAAAUUAGCUGUUUAGUUUGUGGUAUGUUGCUCAUAUGUGGUGACAUCCACCCUACCCAGGACCUCCUCACUGCUUCUUUCACAAAUAUCUGAGGUAUUCAUACAAACUUGGAUUAUUUGGAGCAUAAUCUUAUCUAGUCAUGACCCCAUGUCUUCUCUGUAUCUGAAACCUUCCUGAACAGUAAGACAGAUCAGUGGUUCUUAACCUGGGUUCGAUCGAACCCUAUGGGUUCGGUGAGGCGGCCUCAGGGGUUCGACAGAGCCUCUGCCGCAGCGGUCAAGACACACCAGACUCAUCGUGUAAAUAAAAACUUCUCCCUAUCGAUGUGUCUGUACUGUAAAGUUAAAAUUUUAAUGACAAUAAAAAAGAAGUCUAAGUAUUAUGGAUACCCCCAAACAAUGUUCCCUCUAAUUGUGUAAUUUGUUGUGAGUUCAUGCGCUGUGUUGGUUUCGUUCUUUUAACAAGGUGAUGUUCAUGCACGGUUCAUUUUGUGCACUAGUAAAAAAACAUAUAACUUUGUCUUGAAUUUGAU